CAUUAACCCUGUACUCAUCUCAACAUCUUCUCCUUUCUCCUCCAAAACAGAAGGUCGCCGAUAUAGCAUUUUUCCUUUAGUCUCCCCAUUUCUUACACCAGUGGAGCUUAUUUUUUUCUACUCCAUAAAUCCAAUUUUUUUAAUAUAUAUAUAUAUUUUUUAAUUAUAUUUGUUUUUGUCUUUUUGUUAUCAUGCUUUGAGAAUUCACCUGCAAUGCUAAUUUCCCUAUUCUGCUCAAUCAAGCUUCGUAUUGGUGCUUAAUGAAGCUUACGAGGUGAUUAGUAUUCUGAUUUAGGUUGAGCUACAGUAUCUGGAAUUUGUAGAGUUGGGUUCUGGAAGAGGAAGCUAUGUGCCAUUUGUUUUUUGGAUUGAAGAGGGUUUUUCACUGUUCAGCUAUUGCACCUGCCUUAUUAUUAUUAUUAUUGUUAUUAGGCUGUUUGAAUCUAAUUGACAGGUAGUGUCUAGAUGAACGUUGAUGGAGUUGGGAACAAAGAUUUGAGGGAAGUUAAUCAUCAGAUGCGAAGUGUGAACAAGAGAGUUAAGGAUGGUGUUGUAAAUGAGGAGAACAAUUUAGCUGAAGAUGAUGGUUUGAAAGUAAAUGGCACUGCUGGAAACAUAACAGCUGGACAUGUGGGGGCUUCUCAGGCCCCACCAGCUGCACUGCAACUAUCCCAGCAACAGCAGUCUCAAGGAGCAAUGGUUUGUUGGGAGAGGUUUCUCCAUCUGAGAACCCUCAAGGUCCUGCUGGUGGAAAAUGAUGAUUCUACGCGUCAUGUUGUCACUGCCCUGCUUCGCAAUUGCAGUUAUGAAGUCAUUGACGCUGCAAAUGGAAUACAAGCAUGGAAGAUAUUAGAAGAUUUGACUAAUCACAUUGACCUUGUCUUAACUGAGGUAGUCAUGCCUUGCUUAUCUGGCAUUGGUCUUUUGUGCAAGAUUAUGAGCCACAAAACACGCAAGAACGUUCCUGUCAUCAUGAUGUCGUCUCAUGAUUCAAUGGGCUUAGUCUUUAAGUGUUUGUCAAAAGGUGCUGUUGAUUUUUUAGUGAAGCCUAUACGAAAGAACGAACUUAAGAACCUUUGGCAGCAUGUUUGGAGAAGAUGCCAUAGUUCUAGUGGUAGUGGGAGUGAAAGUGGCACGCAAACUCAAAAAUCUGUAAAAUCAAAAAGUGUUGACAAGUCUGACAACAACACUGGCAGUAAUGAUGAAGACGGUAAUGGAAGCAUCGGCUUAAAUGUUGGGGAUGGAAGCGAUAAUGGGAGCGGGACCCAGAGCUCUUGGACAAAACAAGCUGUAGAGGUUGACAGUCCACAGCCUGUGUCUCCAUGGGAUCAAGUUGCUGAAUGUCCUGAUAGCACCUGUGCACAAGUUGUACACUCAAAUGCGGAAAUAUCAUGGAAUAAACAGGCUCCUGUAAUGACUAAAAAAGAGCACGAAGAAAAGGAGGAACAACUUGACAAUGCAAUCGGUAAAGAACCAGAGAAGGCUGUGCCAGGAAAUCUAGAUUUACAACUUGAAUACCAGGUUGAAGAUUCAAUCAAACUUAUAGGUGCAAAACAAAAGAGUCUACUUGAGAAGGGAUCUGGUAAAUUGAUGGAGCAAAUAGAUAAAGCACAGCUGGAUCUCAAUAGUGAGAGUCCAUCAAGAAAAUUAAAAUAUGAAGCUGUCAAUCUGACUGGUUUCCCCACUGAGACUACCGAUCCCCAUUUGGACAGCACAGAGUCUGAGGCUUCAAAACAUUCCAAGAUCUUAGAUAUAAAAAAUAAAUCCUCCGGUGAUGCUAAAGAGACCCCGCCCCUUGAACUUAGUUUAAAAAGACUUAGAGAAGUUAAGGAUGUCGGGACAGCAGUUCUGGAAGAUCGUAAUGUCUUAAGACGCUCAGAUUCCUCAGCUUUUUCUAGGUAUAAUGCAGCCUCACAGGCAAACAAGGCUUCUGGGGAAAACAUUAGAAGUGGCCCUCCACAUGAUUCUAGUUUAGCUGUUACUAGAAAAGGAUCAGUUUGUGAUCUGCAGUCUCAUUCAAAUGGUGAUCAUCCUAAUCAAUGCUCAAAUGUUGGUAGCAAUAACAUUGAUAUGGGCUCCACCACAAAUCACGCCUUCACUGAGUCAGCAGUCUUGAACAAUAAGUCAGCAGGAUCAUCCACAAUGAAAUAUUUGCACCCACAUUCUAGUUUUCAGUCUAUGAAAGGUGAUCCGCUAUGUGCUCAGCAGAUUCUACCAGAGAAGGCUGAUGAUGCUGCCAGUACAAUGAUGAUGACUCAACCGAGAAGCACCAUUCAGGAACUCCAAAUUCAGCAUCUCACUAACCAUAACGAUCACCAUCAUCAUCUUCUCCAUAACAUGCAAUCGCAACAGCAACUGACACCACCUGGUCAUGAUGAUUCAUCAUUGAAGAAAAUGGCUGCAGUUGUUCCACAUUGUGGGUCAUCCAAUAUGUUGGGUGGGCCUGUUGAAGGUAAUGGUGGCAAUUAUAGCAUCAAUGGAAGUGCUUCAGGUAGCAACCAUGGGAGCAAUGGACAAAAUGGGAGCAGCACUGCCGUUAAUGCUGGAGGUACUAACAUGGAAAGUGAUAAUGGGAUUGCUGGUAAAACUGGAAGUGGUGAUGGUAGUGGGAGUGGGAGUGGGGGCGGAAACAGAAUAGAUCAAAACAAGUUCUCUCAAAGAGAAGCUGCCCUGACCAAAUUUCGGCAGAAGAGGAAGGAGAGAUGCUUCCGGAAAAAGGUUCGGUACCAAAGCAGGAAGAGAUUAGCUGAGCAACGACCGCGUGUGCGAGGACAAUUUGUUCGCCAGACACCAAAUGAAAGCACAAGCAGAUCGGCAGAGAACUAAUUGGCCUCUUAAUCUGAUAGUUAAAAACAAACGAAGUAUUUGGGGCAUAGGUGGCUUGACAUAACUAGAUAGAGAACUUCAACUGUAUUCUAUUGAUGUAAACUAUAAUUGCUGUACGCGAUGUGUUGAUAAGAACUUUUAACUUCGAACUUUUAGAGGAAGCUAUUCACCAUUGAAUAGGCUUUCCUUAUGCAAUAAAUUGGCAUAUAUAUUCUGUGUGUUGGUUGUCUCACACUUACAAACAAUGGAUUGUUUGAUUUGUGACAAUCAAAAAAUGGAAAAACGAUGUGUUUUACUA
Jatropha curcas is the source of this 3124-nucleotide messenger RNA. RefSeq names its product pseudo-response regulator 7 (gene PRR7). Lineage: Eukaryota; Viridiplantae; Streptophyta; Magnoliopsida; Malpighiales; Euphorbiaceae. Gene Ontology annotation, biological process: cytokinin-activated signaling pathway; phosphorelay signal transduction system. Gene Ontology annotation, molecular function: protein binding. The record is from RefSeq and is a predicted model, not a curated record.